Molecule: messenger RNA, 2601 nt
Organism: Fonsecaea erecta
Lineage: Eukaryota; Fungi; Ascomycota; Eurotiomycetes; Chaetothyriales; Herpotrichiellaceae
Exons: 2
Coding region: 1-2601 (866 amino acids)
Molecular function (GO): ADP binding; protein binding
Source: RefSeq, a predicted model, not a curated record
AUGGCUGGCCAGUCGUUUGAGCGGAAUCUCAUCAACGAAAGCAGAGUGCACUUCGGGAACAAUUACUACGCCUACAAUGAGAGAAGCACUUCGGAAUUGUCCGGUGUUGCUGAGACCAAUGUAGCUCGACGUUGGUUGGAGCCAUCCCUUUCAAAAGAAGCAGAUGCAUACGGUUUGAACGAACUGUACUGCGUACCUCGUUGUUCCCGUCCUCAAUUCGUCGGAAGACAGCUACUGGCAGAUAGAGUCAAGAAAAACCUUAAUCCUGAUGCCGUGAAGGUGGAUAAUGGCAAGCACAUGAUUGUGGCCAUCUACGGAUUAGGAGGUUCUGGUAAAACUCAAUUCUGCCUAAGAUACGCGGAAGCGAAUCGAUCAAGUUACUGGGGCGUCUUCUGGAUCGAUACCAGCUCCCGUGAGAAUGCGGAAGCUGGCUUCGCGUUGUUGGGACAACAAGCAGGUAAAGGGUCUACCUUUUCAGCCGGCAAGUAUUGGUUAUCUCAAUCCACCAAGCCGUGGCUGUUAGUGCUUGACAAUGCCGACGAUCUCGACUUGGACAUUUCAGAGUUUAUUCCUGCCGGGGCACGUGGGCAUGUUCUCAUCACGACGCGCAAUCCGAACGUGACCAUCUAUGCUACAGCUGGUUCUUUCCGCCUUCAAGGCUUGGAUCCUGAGGAAGCUGUAACCCUCUUGCUCAGGUCGGCGUAUCCGAGCGAUCAAGCAAAUGAGACAUGUUCAACUAAACGCACCCUGGCCCAGAGCAUUGCCGCCGAACUAGGCUACCUGGCUAUAGCAUUGGAUCACGCAGGAGCCACAAUUCGUCGCAAGGUCUACACCCUUGAGAAAUAUCUACAUAUUUACCUUGGUUACCGCCAUCGCUUGCUCAGUUCCGCGAAGUCCAUUAGUGCUGAAGAGGCCGACGUCAUCACUACUUGGGAGAUACCCUUCAGAAGAAUUGAGAAACGGGAAUCUGUCGAUUAUAAGGACGCGGUUGUCUUGAUGCACAUAUUCGCCUUUCUGCAUUUCGGUUCCAUAUCCGAGCAUAUAUUUCAUGUUUCAUGUGCAGUGGGCGAGAGUGGUUCGUCUUCUGGAAUUUUACUGCCGGAUCUUCUUCGACUUGAUUCAAGUCGUUCUGAAGAAGCACAGACACGGCUUAGAAGGGCCAUCGGAGUUCUGUGUGACUACUCGAUUAUUGACUAUAAUGCGGAGCGCGAAGUAUGCUCACUGCACCCUGUCAUUCAUAGAUGGGCCAGGACUAGGUUGGCCGAUGGAAAGCAACUAGUCAGCUGGCUUGAUUGUGCCAUCAAGCUUCUGGCUCGAUGCAUCUCCUCGAAUCUCGAAGGGUCUGGACGAAGGUUUCGAAGGUUUCUUUUGCCUCAUAUUGAAUCUUGUCUGCAAAUGCUUGAAAUCCACACUCCAUCGUUCCCGCAAACGAGUGAGAGGGCGGACCAACUGGAGAGGUUUGCAUGGGUAUACGCAGAAAGUGGUCUCUGGAAGCCAGCGCUCGGAUUGCAGAGCAAAAUCAUCGAGUACAGAGUUCGAAAAUUGGGCAGAACGCAUGAAGAUUCUCUCAGGGCUCAGCGCAGCCUGUCUCACAUAUAUUGGAAUCUCUUCAAGGUGGAGGCGGCCCUCGAUGUCCAACGACAAAUUCUUUACGCACGAUGGUGGUCAAGGCCAUCUGUUGUGCACUGGGCGCCGCCGUGGACGCCGGAUCUCAUCAGCUAUUGUAUCGCGCUGGAUGACCUUACCCAAACACUAUGGCUAGCAGGGAGAAGAGAUCUCUCAAAAAGGACUGGCGAGCGCGCUGUGAACGGUUUGGUGAGAAGGAUCGGACCAGAUGAUCCUCGAACACUAAACGCAAUGUUCAACUUAGGUCGUACAUACCUCCAUGCUGGAGACCUGGGGAAGGCGCACAAGCUAUUAUUAUCGGUGCUACUGAAGAGAAAGAAAUUUUUUGGUCAGAACCAUCCAGACACGCUCAUGGCAAGAAACGAGCUCGGAAUGUGUUUUUGUGCGCGUAAAAAACGCCUUGGUGUCGCGGAACGACUUGUGGCCAACGUCCUUGAAGCACGCAAGCAAGUGCUUGGCGAAGAGCAUGCGUACACUCUGUGGUCGGUGAACGAUCUAUCAAAGGUUCUUUGCGAGCGCGGCCGGCCAUUACAAGCCGUAAACAUGCUGACAGAAUUGAUACCGGUGGUGGAACGCACACUUGGGAAGGAGCAUGUUGGAAUGAACAUGACCAAGGGCAAUCUUGCUCGAGCAUAUGUGCAGUGCGGGAGAUGCGAAGAUGCUGAAAAGUUCCUUGUCGAAAUGCUUUCUGUCAUCAAAGAUGACCAUCCUGACUGGAUUCAGACCAUGUCUGGGUACAUCCAUGUGCAGAUUUGCUCAGAUCGGCUGGAGGAAGCAGAGAAGAACUGCAGGAAGGUACUCCGCAAAAUUACGCAGGAACAUGGACUCUGCAAAGAUGACCCUCGAACGGCUGUCGUUGGGAAACAAAUGGCGAAUAUUUACGCCAACACUGGACGCUCUGACCAACUUUCUGUCCUCAAAGCCAUAUUCCCGGCAAUGGAAGGGAUGGAUCUGACACUGGUCCAGCACGACUGA